Messenger RNA from Leptidea sinapis, 5564 nucleotides. Its product is annotated as ankyrin repeat domain-containing protein 12. Gene Ontology annotation, cellular component: nucleoplasm. Bases 190 to 2796 code for a protein of 868 amino acids. The record is from RefSeq and is a predicted model, not a curated record. The transcript is spliced from 18 exons. NCBI's taxonomy places the organism in Eukaryota, Metazoa, Arthropoda, Insecta, Lepidoptera, Pieridae. Gene Ontology annotation, molecular function: protein binding.
UUCGUGUUCAUCGCAAUAUCUAUGCGACUGGAACGUUAAUUUUUUUAGAAGAAUACAUAGUUAUUAUGUUUUACAAGAUCUUGGGUUAAUCCUUAGCGUUAAUCUGUUGUGUGUUGAUUUGUGAUUUUGUUAAAGACUGUAUUAAUUCUGGUUGGCGUUAAAGGAAAGGCGGGUGGUUAUGCUCGUAAGAUGCCGUCGACGUCGCGGUCGCGAGGCUCUGGGCGCGGGCCUGAUGGCGCGCCGCGGUCCCAAGUCAUAGCGCCUAUGUCGGAGCGGCAGCAAUUAGCUCUUGUGAUGCAAAUUUCAUCACAAGACGCUCCUCCAGCCGCUCCGACCCCUGCAGAAGAAAGGAAGAGAACAAGACAACAACGAAAUGAACGUGGUGAAACUCCCUUACAUGUAGCAGCCAUCAGAGGUGACCAUGAACAAGUGCGAAAAAUUAUUAACCAAGGACAAGAUCCGAAUGUCACUGACUUCGCAGGUUGGACACCGUUACAUGAAGCCUGUAACUAUGGUUGGCUUCAAGUUGUAGCAGUACUCGUGAGUUGUGGUGCGAAUGUUAAUGCAAAGGGCUUAGACGAUGACACACCACUACACGAUGCAGCUACAUCGGGAAAUCUAAAGAUGGUGAAAUUUCUCAUUGAACAUGGUGCCCAACCAUUUGCUAAAAACUCCCAAGGAAAAUCUCCAGCCGAUUAUGCAGCACCACACGUCCAAGAAUAUUUACAAUCCCUAAAAGAUAACGCGAGAGCAGCUCAUAAUACAAAAACAAGGGAUGACAGCACAAAAAAGAUUGGCAAUGCAAGUACAACCAGUGAAGCUUGUAAGAGAAGUAACAUGGAGAGCCUAGCACAGGGUGAAUUUGAAAAUAAAGAGGCCACAGCUCAAGAAAAAGUUAACAAUGUUGAAAUUAAAAUCAAAGAAGAGGGAGAACAGGUGAGUAGUGGUGUAGUGUCAUCCACUCAAGAUGACAGUAUCCUCGGUAAUAAGAAACUGUACAUUGAGAUUAAGCAGGAGCCUGACCAAUCUGAGGAUGAUGUUUCUAAAAGAAAGAAAAGGAAGGAUAAUGAUGAUAAGGAAUCCAUAGCUAAGCCAUCUUCAAUGGCAAGGGGAGGCACAGGAAGAAUUCUUACUGGUAGCAAACCACCUGGACCAGCGAGCAAGACUGGUGCAACUAUGGUACAUAAAGGUGGUGCUUCACUGAAUGUCAACAAAAGUGUUGCUACCUCAUCCACAGGCAAAUUGCAAACAGGUGGCAAAGGAAGUGCUGGAACCAAAGGCAAAUCAGGUUCGAACAAAGCAUUGAGCACACAAAUAAAGCAGGAAAGAAGGAGUCCAGUGCCUAGUCCAAAAUCCUCUAAGGAUGAUGAUUCUGAUGACCUUAAACCUCUUGAGGCUAUAGCACCAAAAGUUCCACCAUUGAAGAUAGUAAUACCUGGUGGUGCAGGUGGAUCUGGCAGUAGAAAUGAACAAGAAGAUGGUGGCUCAGGUCAGCGUGGCAGUGGCAAAGGGAGAGGCAAUGCUUCCACAUUACCUUAUGUCUUACCAUGUACAACCACAGAUGCAGGUCAAACAUCUGACAGCUCAGAUGGUAAUUCUGAUGACAAACGAAGUGGUGAGGGGGGCAAGGGAGGGCAAAGAGUACUCCGCUCGCAUAGAACAAAUGAUGGCGAAAAAGACCAAACUGGCACAGUUUCGGGAUCAUCAAAUCAAGUGUUGGGUUCUAAUAAAAGUCCUCCUCCCACGGGUUCAGGUCAAGAUGAUCAUGGUUCAACAAUAUCUGGCAGCUCAGGUGGGAAACAUGAUACAGAUGGAGCUGGGAGCAGAGGCAAGGAACGACGCUAUCAAUCUCCCUUAAAGUCUCCUAAGAACACACGACAAUCUUCUGCAUCGAAACCAGCAGAUCAGUUAUAUCUCAGAAAGAUGAAGAAGGGAAAGGCCCAUUUAAGAAAGUACAAAUCAGAGAAACACAAUACUGUUGCCUCUAUGUAUCACUCAUCUGCAUCGGGACCAACAGUUGAGUUACAUCCAAGGAAAAGAAAGCUGAAGUCGUCCAGGGACAACCAUCUAAGGGAAAUUAAAAUAGAGAGAGACACUGAAAACUCAGUUUCACAUAAUGUUACACAUUCAAAUCCUUACCAGAUGUAUAUACAUAAGAGGAAACAGAUUGAGCGUCGUCAGAAAACAUUGUUCCCUGUCAAACCAAAGCCGCCAAAGGAUUUCAAUAAAUAUUUGAUGAAUCGCUGCACAUACACUCUUCAAAACAACGUAAAUCCGGAGCCUCAGGUCGAAAUUCCAAUCACUCUUCCACAGCAAAUGAUAACAGAGUUUAUGUCGCAGGAGAGAGAAAGGACUCGACUGCGCAUUCAGCAUCAGGUUGAGAAGGAGAAACUGGUUUUGGCAGUGGAACAAGAAAUCUUACGUGUGCACGGGCGAGCCGAACGUGCUGUGGCUAAUCAAGCUCUUCCUUUCUCUGUGUGCACUAUCUUGCGUGAUAAAGAAGUUUACAACGUGCUAGCACCAGAGCAGGAAGAAAAACGCAACGCGCAGCGAUCCAGGUGCAACGGGAGGCAAAUUAAUUCGUGGCUUCAGGAAGUUGACGACAAGUGGGAAAAGAUCAAGGAGGGCAUGUUACGACGGCAGCAUACGGAGGCAGAAACGUUACACGCGGUUCAGGCCAUGGGAUGGGAAUGGAAACUGAAGGAAUUGGGCCUGUGUGAUCACAAGAUCACGCCCAAGAUAGAUCCAUUGCAUGUACCACAAAUACAUGUGUCAAAUUUUGAUUUGCCCGCUUGAAUUUUAAGUUCACAUUGCCUGAGUUCAUAUAACGUCGACACUAUGGUGACGACAUAAUAUCUAAUUUCACCUUCUUAACUAACAUUUUUAUAACACCAAUUGGUAAUAUGAAUCAAGCGGAGCCACUAAAUUGAAUGUUAUUAAUUCGAUUUGUAUAAGUUGUUUCUACAUGUGAGACUGUCAAAUUUUAUUAUGACGUGUCACCUGUCAUAUAUUAUAUACAUAUAAUAUAUCGCAGUAAAUAUAUACAUACACAUACCGUCAAAAUUAAAUUAUUAUUGUAUAAAAAAUUAUCUUAUUAGUGAGGGUUUGCUCUUUCAAACGGUUGAAAUUGUCGAAUUUCAUGAAAACUGCAAAAGGCCUUCAUUUAACAUACAGUAACAGGGCCAUUGAUUGCAAUGAAAGAAUCCAAUAUUUUGACUGUAUGUACAAUGUGUAUUUAAAUAAUUUAUACACCUUCAUUGAAAUAAUUUGAUUACCACUUGACUCAUGAUUUUAAAAUUUAAUUUUGUAUUACGUCCAGUUUUAUGGACGUGAUUUGUAUUAUUAUUAGGAAUUAACGCUUCUUUUCUCUUCUUUUAAGAGGCGGCUGAAAAAGUUUUAUUAACGUUAUUAGAUUAGGCUGUGGGAUAUAUCUAUUUCUGUUGUAUUAAUCUAUAGACAGAUACUUCAUAAUGCUUUCAUACUAACUCUAUCAAGUUUUCCGAUGUGGAAGUUUACUAUGUAAUUAACAAUCGUAACACAAUCAGUGCUUAUAAUGCAUUCCCAAUAUAUAAAUCAUCCCAACAGAAGUAGACUAAACAGUAUCUCCAUAAUAAUUUAUGUUAAAAAUAAUUGAUUCGUUUCGUAUAUUUCGAAAUUAUAAAAUGUAAGGAAAUAUGUCAUUGUUUAAUUAUGAUAAAAAUUUAAUAAGUUGUUUUUGGUUUUAUCUAUUAAUAUAAUAAUGAGGAUUUUUUCAAAGUUUUGAAUGAUUAUAACUUCCUCCAAUUUAAUUUUACUUUCAUACAAACCAUGUUCAUUAAUAUCGCAAAUUCAAACAGAUUUUUUAUGAUUAUUUGGUUGAAUGUUUAUUCCUACUGUGUGCAUUGAAACUCCAUUCUCGAAUUAACUGGUUGGUUCUAAUAUGAAUUACAUAAUAACAUCCCUUAAGUGAAUAUUAUAUUUUUAUGAUUUGUCAUGACAAUUUAACGGACCUUAAUGAACUAUUAAAAUAGUUAAGUGAAAGUCGAACCAGAAGGGUUUGUAAACAACGUAAAGAUUAAUUAAUACUUUUGUAUUGGAAUUACCUGUUUAAUUUGCUAGUUUAAAAUCAUGAAUAUCCGCCUACUGACAGACUCCUUCUAAUAAUCUUUCAUUCUUACCACCUUUGGGAACAGAAGCCUAUUAUUUAAUUGAAUUUAGAUUUUCAUCAUCCAGUUGAUAAUCAAUCUAUGCUUUUAAGCUUCAAUGUACCCUGUUUAUGAAAAUAAUUUUAUGUAUAUAUGAGACAUUCAAAAUGAAUUUUUAGUAAAUCAUAUUAUGUUAUUAGAAAAUCUGUGAUUUAUUGUAUAUUAUCAAGUAAUCUCAAUAAAUUUAGAUAGUUAUGUACCAUAUUGUGUUUUGUUUUUAUCAGAUAUACUAUUAAACUACAUUUUUUUUCACUAUUGCAAAAACUUUAUUAUUUAUUUGAUAUUAUAUAACGAAUGAAAUACAAAUAUGUGGAAAUUUAUUAAUUAUUGUACUGUUUUAUUUUUUUCAUACAAUUUGACUCUAUGUAAUUGUUUCUUAUUAUUAAUGAUUUGAUUUUGAAAUUUGUGAUCAUACCUCAAUAAUACAGGGUGGACCAAAAGUCCGUUUAUAAUUGGAAUGAUGAUUAAAAAUUACAGUGGAUCAAAAUUUGUUUAUUGUUUUCGAUAUUAAACAAAAGGGGAAUUAAUUUCUUAAAAAUCACAUCAUCCAUAUGCAAUCCUUCAUUAUUCUGGCAUUGCUGCAAUCAAGAGCGGAAAUUUUCUAUGACAGCUUUACAUGUUUCUGUUGAGAUGUUUUGGAUUUCUGUGCGAAUUCGAUCCUUUAAUUCGUCAAGAGUUACUGGGUUGGUUGGCUGGCAUGCAGGGGUUUUUGAUCACCAUGACAUAGUGUCACUCCAAUGACGAGUCGCAUGGUCCUGAGGCCUUAAUUCCUGCACCAUUUGGAUUUGAAGGACGUUAAGGACAGCAGACCGCUUUCGAGUUGAUAGUCCAGGUUGGUCACGAACAGACGAUUUUACUCGCUCCACGUUUUCGGGGUCCCUCGACGUUCUAGGCCGGCCAGAUCGACGUAAAUACAUUGUUGAACUCGUCUUCUCAAACUUGAGCACCCAUUUUUUAAUUAACACACCUGAUGGAGCUUGAUUUUUGUGUCGUAUCUUGUAAUGAUUGCAAAACUUUCGUUGAGCUAAGGUCGGAGAAUCGUUGUUUCCAUAGUACUCGCGUACACAAAAUGCACGUUGACUACCAUGGUAGUAAAUUCCCAUUGGCCGCUCUUGCAAUGCAUAACCCUUCCACCCCCCUCCGCCGCCGCUGCUAGACGCGGCAACCGAUUCAAAUGUAAACGGACUAUUGGUCCACCCUGUAUUUCACCAUUUUCAUUAUUUUUAAUUUUUAUCUGAUGAUAUGACUGUUUUUAUGAAAAUAUGUGUUUGAUAUGUUAUGCAAGAAAUGUAAUUAACACAACAUUUGUUUUUAUACCACAACCACAUCAAUGUAUUCUGUGCUAUAUAUAAUUUCAUUAAACAUAUUCAUAUACAAAAA